AUGGCGCGGCGGAGACCUGGCCCAGGGUGCCCAGCGCGCCCCGCGCAGCGCGCACAGCGCAGGAGGGCACCGCCUGCAGCGCCAGCUCGGCCACCUCGGGUCCGCGCGCCUUACCCUGAAUGUGGGUCACCCGGGCCUCGGGGUCGUAGGAGCAGAUCUCUUGCAGCAUCACCACCACCGCAUCCCCUCGGUGCUUCUCGGCUACAUGCGGCGAAGGGGGGGGAAGGGGGGGAGGUAAAAAAGGGGAGGGGGUUACAGGAGGUUGAGAUGAAAACGUUGGGUGCCAUGCACGGUUUCCUUGGGUUGAGGGUAUGGCUGGGGUGCGCUGUUUCGUCAUGCUCUUUUGGAGGCACGCGCAAUGGUGAGCAGAUCCUGGGAGCCUCGUUGAGGAUGCAUCCCGUAGGCCACUUCCAAGAAACCCAGCGCGGCAACAUCCUCAUGCAAGGCCUCCUGGUUCGUUAG
Auxenochlorella protothecoides is the source of this 462-nucleotide messenger RNA. RefSeq lists its product as hypothetical. NCBI's taxonomy places the organism in Eukaryota, Viridiplantae, Chlorophyta, Trebouxiophyceae, Chlorellales, Chlorellaceae. Bases 1 to 462 code for a protein of 153 amino acids. The record is from RefSeq and is a predicted model, not a curated record. The transcript has a single exon.